Protopolystoma xenopodis is the source of this 675-nucleotide messenger RNA. The record is from the annotation of a GenBank genome assembly. Lineage: Eukaryota; Metazoa; Platyhelminthes; Monogenea; Polystomatidea; Polystomatidae.
AGCCUGAAUUCACUUGGUAUUACUUUUCUUGAACGGCCCCGUCACGAGCAGGUCCGUGGGCAGUACACGAUCGUGGGUGGCGUAAAGCAGUCUGCUGGACUGACGAACCCGCCGGUCUCCCAGCGUUCUCUCUCGAUCAACGGGGGUUCGGGCCAGGCGCCCCCUCCAGUUCCGCCCCACCAAUCCGGAGGCAAGCAAAUCUUCGGUUCCAUCACUCGUCGCUGGGACGGUCCUCCCAACAGUUCUGAGGCAGAACCGAAACCGGGCUUAAAUACGUUGUGCACAGUUGCGUUGGCCAUUCAGCAAAAACUGUCCAAAUUUAAGCACAUACUUGCUCGUUUGCAUGUCCUGGCUCGAGGUUUCCUGUCCACAAAUGGAGCUAUUUUGCGAGACAACGCUUCAGGAAAGCUGGACCACCACAAUUGGUUGCCUGAAAAGGGAGAUUCAUUUGAGACUUUGGCGCGGUUUUGCAAUGAUUAUGGCUUCUUUUUUCAACGAAACUCAGCUCUGCCAUCUCGGAUGGAAACGAAUUGCUCAAGUCGACAAAACCUGCGGGCAUCGCAAGAUGGGAAUAUUUUAAGCCCUCUCUGUGCCUGCAGUCGGAAAGCGUUGGGCAAGACGAAGUUGACCAACCAAACAUUUUAUUGCUAUCUGGUCCCUACUCAAGUCAAUUAA